Sorex fumeus (smoky shrew) is the source of this 10101-nucleotide messenger RNA. RefSeq names its product LIF receptor subunit alpha (gene LIFR). Lineage: Eukaryota; Metazoa; Chordata; Mammalia; Eulipotyphla; Soricidae. The record is from RefSeq and is a predicted model, not a curated record. Gene Ontology annotation, cellular component: external side of plasma membrane; signaling receptor complex. Bases 153 to 3446 code for a protein of 1097 amino acids. Gene Ontology annotation, biological process: cytokine-mediated signaling pathway; positive regulation of cell population proliferation. Gene Ontology annotation, molecular function: leukemia inhibitory factor receptor activity; ciliary neurotrophic factor receptor binding; cytokine binding. The transcript has 20 exons.
CUCCUCCUCCUCCUGCUGCUGCUCGCCUCCAGCCCCGGGGCGACUGCUGACUCCGGGCAGCCCCCGGGCGGCGGCGCCGGCGGCCGAGGCCACGGCGGGGGAUGGCGAGAUAGCGGCGCGGCGGCGGCCCGACUGACUCCACUGCAGUGACUAUGUACAUCUCCUUGUGUUUGAGGCGAUCACUCCGGAUGGUGGAUAUCAAGAGAAUAAGGAUGGCUUCUGAUUUCCGCUGGCUCUUAGCCACGUUUGUUCUUCUCUAUUUGAUGAAUCAAGUAAACAGCCAGAGGCGGGGAACUCCUCGUGAUUUGAAGUGUCUGACUCGAAAUUUACAAGUGUGGGACUGUUCUUGGAAAGCCCCCUCUAGAGAAGGCCGUGGUACCCGUUAUGAAAUAUGCAUCGAUAACAGGAUCCACUGCUAUAAAGUUGAGGAAGCAAAUGCUAGUAUCCCAGCUCUGUCACCUGGUGAUCAUGAAAUAACAAUCAGACCUUUAUUUGAUUUUGGAAAUGCUAUAAGUAAAUUCAUACUAAGUGAAAAAGACAUUUCCUUGAUUCCAGAGACUCCAGAGAUCUUGAAUUUAUCUGCUGACUUGUCAACUUCAACAUUACGUCUGAAGUGGAGUGAUAAGGGUUCUGCUUUUCCACAUUACUCAAAUGUGACCUGGGAGAUUAAAAUUCUGCGUAAAGAGAAUAAGGAAUUUGUAAACUUGAUACCCUUCAAUACAACUCUGAGUGGUGGGACAGAAACAGUGCAUUACUGGAACUGGACCUCAGACAUCCCCUUGGAGUGCGCCAGUCAUUAUGUGGGAAUUCGGUGCUACAUCGAUGACCCUCAUUUCUCUGGUCACAAAAAGUGGAGUGCCUGGAGCCCUUUGAAGAGCAUUUCUGGGUCUCCUGUUUCUCACACUAAUCAGGUUGUUCCACUAGACAGUAUACUACUUGUAGGGUCAGAUAUCACAAUUUGUUGUAUUACCCAAGAAAAAGUGAUAUCUGCCCAGAUUGGCCUAACUUCCUGUCCUCUGAUCCAUCUUGAUGGGGAAAAUGUUGCAAUCAAGAUCCGGAACGUGUCUGCUUCUCAAAGUAGUGGAACAAAUGUGAUUUUUGAGACAAAAAAUGACAUUUUUGGGACAGUUAUUUUUGUUGGAUAUCCACCUGAUAUUCCUCAGAAACUGAAUUGUGAAACAUAUGAUUUAAAACAGAUUAUAUGUACUUGGAAUCCAGGAAGACCAACAUCAUUGGUGGGCCCACGUGAUACAAAUUACACUUUAUUGGAAAGCUUUUCAGGGAAAUAUGUUGUCUUCAAAAGAAAUGAAAUGCCCAUAAAUGAAACCUAUCAGUUAUUCUUUCAAGUGCUUCCAGAUCAAGAAAUAUAUAAUUUUACUCUGAAUGCUCAAAAUCCUCUGGGUCGAUCAGAAUCUACAAUUUUAAUUAAUGUGACUGAAAAAGUUUAUCCCCACACACCGACUUCAAUCAAAGUGAAGGAUAUUAAUUCAACAGCUGUUGUGCUUUCCUGGCAUUUACCAGGCAACUUUGCAAAGAUAAAACUUUCAUGUCAAGUUGAAAUUAAUAAAAUGAAUUCAGUACAAGAAUUGCGGAAUGUCACAAUCAAGGGAGUAGACAAUUCAAAUUACCUCAUUGCUGUGGACAAGUUAAACCCAUAUACCAUGUAUGCUUUCCGGAUUCGUUGUUUUACUGAACCUUUUUGGAAAUGGAGCAGAUGGAGUAAUGAAAUGCACUAUUUAACCACAGAAGCCAUUCCUUCAAAGGGACCAGAUACGUGGAGAGAGUGGAGUGCUGAUGGAAAGAAGUUAAUCAUCUAUUGGAAGCCUUUGCCCAUUAACGAAGCUAAUGGAAAAAUACUUUUCUACAACGUCUCAUGCUCAUCAGCGGAGGAAACCCAGUCCCUCGCUGAGAUCCCUGAGCCCCAGUACAAGGCGGAAAUCCCACUUGAUAAGCACGACUGUGUCGUCAGUGUGGUGGCAAAGAAUUCUGUUGGCGCAUCGCCACCUUCUCAGAUAACCAGUAUGGAAAUUCCCAAUGAUGAUAUCAAAGUGGAGCAGACUGUUGGGCGGCGGAAAGGCUUUCUCUUCACUUGGAAUUACAACCCCAACAUGACAUGCGACUAUGUCAUCAAGUGGUGUAAGUCCUCGCAGCCCCAGCCCUGCCUCAUGGACUGGAGGAAGGCUCUUCCAAGCUCCACGGAAGCCACCAUUGAAUCUGAUCAGUUUCAACCAGGCGUGAGAUACAAUUUUUACCUAUAUGGAUGCAAAGCUCAAGGAUAUCAAUUACUGCGUUCUAUAGUUGGAUAUCUAGAAGAAUUGGCUCCAAUAGUUGCACCAAAUUUCACUGUUGAGGAUACAUCUGCAGAUUCAAUACUAGUGAGAUGGGAGGACAUUCCUGUGGAAGAACUUAGAGGAUUUUUAAGAGGAUAUUUAUUUUACUUUGAAAAAGGAGAAAGAGACACAUCAAAGAUGAGGGCUUUGGAAUCGGGCCGUUCUGACAUUAAGGUCAAGAAUAUAACUGAUACGUCCCAGAAGACGCUGAGAAUUGCUGACCUGCAGGGUAAAACAAGUUACCAUCUGGUCCUGCGAGCCUACACGGAUGGCGGAAUGGGCCCAGAGAAGAGCAUGUUUGUGGUAACAAAGGAAAAUUCCGUAGGAUUGAUCAUUGCCAUUCUCAUCCCAGUGGCUGUGGCUGUCACCGUGGGCGUGGUCACCAGCAUCCUUUGCUAUCGGAAACGAGAAUGGAUUAAAGAAACCUUCUACCCAGAUAUUCCAAAUCCAGAAAACUGUAAAGCUCUGCAGUUUCAGAAGAGUGUCUGUGAGGGCAACAGUGGUCUUAAGACAUUGGAAAUGAAUCCGUGUACCCCAAAUAACGUGGAGGUUCUGGAAGUACCCUCAGCGGUUUCUAAAAUAGAAGAUACAGAGAUCAUCUCCCCUGUGGCCGAGCGCCCAGAAGAGAGCUCUGAUGCAGAGCCUGAGAGCCAUGUGGCCGUGUCCUACUGCCCGCCGGUCAUCGAGGAGGAAGUGCCAAUGCCAGGCGUGGAGGAGGCCGGCGGCACUUCCCAGGUCAUCUACAUCGAUGUUCAGUCCAUGUACCAGCCACAGGCCCAGCCCGAGGACGAGCAGGACAGUGAUGCCGUUGGGGCGGCAGGCUACAAGCCCCAGAUGCACCUCCCCAUAACUCCUCUCAUUGGAGAGCCUGCUGCUGACGGGGACGUGGACAAAACUGCUGGCUACCGACCUCAGGCAGAUGUCAGUGCCUGGAACUUAGUGUCCCCUGACUCUCCGAGGUCCACAGACAGCAACAGUGAGGUGGUCUCCUUCGGGAGCCCGUGCUCCAUUAACUCCCGGCAGUUUCUGCUACCCCCCAGAGAUGAAGACUCUCCGAAGUCCAACGGGGGAGGGUGGUCCUUUACAAACUUCUUUCAGAACAAACCAAACGACUAACGUGUCACCCUGUCGCUUCCGUGUCUGCCAUCUCCAUAAGCUCCUGUUGCUAGUGUUGCCACGUCAGCAGCGGGCCUCCCGGAGGCGUCCUUGAAGUAUUGUCCGUGAGGUGGCCGUCGCUGCUGCAAGUGACAGUCUCAGUGUUCACGUGCUUUCUGUGUAGUCUCCGCGCCCAGGCAUAGUCACCCCGGAAUUCAGCCGACUCCACUCAAGAUUUGCAGCUCUCUGUGAUUCGAGCCAAAGAGUUCUCACUGCUCUACCUUUCAGAAGCAUUUCAAGGCUAAUCCUGUCCAAGUCCACGUGUGCAAAACCAAUUCCACGGCAACUGUAUUCUGUUCUGUUGAUGGUUUACUUAUAUGUAUACGUUAUGGAGCUGCAGGUGGGUUUGCAAGCAAGGGAGGCAAGUGUCACAAGUUAACAGGUGACCUUUCUUUGCCUGACAUCCGCUCCAUUCUAGAUGAAAACCAAGCACAGAUUUUAUAUCUUUUUACAUUGUUCACCUCUGUCCACAGCAUUUACAAAAACAACUAUGAUUUUUUAAAAUGUAGCAACAGUUCCUUAGUUCUGUUUGAUAAAGUAUGCUGAUUUCUGUACCUACUGUAUAAUGGUUAUCAAACAGUUGUCUCAGGGGUACAAGCUUGGAAAGAGAGUGUGACACUGACCAGCCCAAAUUAGAAUUGUGUUUUUCAUGCUUUGCUAGGUUAUUCUAAGCCUUUCCAUUGUUUCUUAGAAUUUUUUUCCCUAGCUUCCUUUAUGCAGUUGGUCACCUUAACGUAUAAAACUUAGAUUUCUAAGACUGUAUAGAGAAAUUAAGAUUUGUGUUUGUUGUUUUGUUUUUUAAAUCUUUUUUUUGUGACACAGUGUCCAUUUUUUAGCUGUUUGAGAAUAUUCAAUAUUAUUCAUGGCAUGUAAUUCCAAUGAUUUACUAUUUGAUACGACUACUAAGCAAUAUCUAAUGGCAUUAGUGAUCCCCACAGUUCUGGUUGGCUCUGGCUCCCAGGAGACCAGGCCGCUGCUCUCCAAGCAAGUGUUCCUCCUUAUUGUGGGUCCUGGGGUCCUUCCUCAUUCAUGAUCCUUAAACUGUUUGACCUGGUCCUCAAAUUUUAAACAUAAACCUCCAAAGAUAGUGCUGCUCUCAGGAAGGUUUAGUGGAUGACUGUUUCAAUGUGAAGUACUGGGUCUGAGUCCAGGGGGCAGUGCACAGCCCCCUUGCCUGCCCAUAACAGUCUCUAGAGUGUGUUUUGGGGGAGAGACUGAAUGCAACACCCAACAGUGCAUCUCCCCUGCCCUAGCCUCCCCAUCUUCUGCUCGUCCCUACCUUUUAUCCUGUGCUAGUGAAGGCCUUGGUACUGAAAAGUCUGACCCAGCUGAAGAAGCCAGGCCAGACCUGGGUCAUCUGAGGUGGUGUAGCAUAUUUGCACAGGACUUACUGGUGGUGGUUCUUGAUCUAGCUCAUGAAUGUCUCUGCAUAACAGGCAUGUUGCAGAAAUAGCUGCCACGGUGUGACUGAGAGAGUCAGUUUGGUCCAGAUGCCCCAAGUGUGCAGACUGAUUUAACCUGCCAGGAUCUAACUUAACUUCCGAGGCUUGAGAUACACGAACAGGUGGAACAAAGUAUAAUUGCCAACGCUCACACGUAACAUCGUAUACCUCUGCAGUGUCUCAUGGAGGUUUUCUGCCGUGACACAGGUUUCAAGCCAGAGUUGUUCCUAAACACAGUUUCCUCCAUCUGUUCUCCCUUAGUUCCCACUCCUGAACUGGGCAUGGGGCAGGGAGAGGUGCUCCAAAUUUUGUCCUCAUUGUGUCCCUCGCAUAUUCCCAACAGCUCGUCUUCGUGAUAAGUAUUGGCUGAGGUAAGAAUUUAUGAAUCCAAUAAACUAACUUGAGGUCAGGCAAAAAAACAGAUGAGAAUUUUCAUUUCUGCCCUUAGGGUAUAUGCAUUUCAGCUUCAGCCAUCAGGGUUCAGCCCUGGUUCUGUGCUACAGAAUAGCCCACUUGUUUGGCUAGUGGUGACCAUCUCUGGGACUCUUUCAGUCUUCCUCUGUCCAGGGCUUCCUACUUUGCCUGUUCUGAAUGGGUGCAGUGUCUGCUCACUACUCCCCUGCUAGAGUCCCAAACCCCAAGGGCACUAGCUCAACAAGAAGCUGAGUUAAUGCUUCAGAAGCCAGGGCGAGUUCUCCUUAAAGUGCUCUGUGCUUUGAGGCAUGUGGUGUAAAUCUGGAUCCAAAGCACAUUUCCUCCUUUCCCUCCUCCCUCCCCCCCCCCCCCCCACAGCACCACCACCACUGAAUUUAAGACAAGCCAGCCCCAGUGUGCAUAUCAGCAUUUGCUCCCAGCCCUGCCUAACGUGGUAGGGACAUCCUCGACUCUUGGAAGGGUGGGGGGGAGAGAGGAAAUGUGCUCUGCUAUGGCCCCUGGUGGUGGUGGUGGCACUGGAGACACAGGUGUUUGUGCACUGUUGGCAGAUGCCAGGACCGUGCCCACAUGGGAAAGGCAGUCAGUGGGCAGACUCUGUACAGUCUGAUCCAUUCUUCCCCCGGGGAAGGAGGGGGGGGCUCCUAACUAAGGAAAUAAUUGAGAAAUCCUUCUUUUCCUCAUCUAAAGCCCAGUCACUGGUUAGAAACUUGUAAAUGUUGGAACUAGAAUUAUGUUCCAUGAUGUCUGCUGAACUGAACACAGAAUGCAUUUUUUACAUCUUGCCAAAGCCAAUUCACUUAUAAACCAAUUUCAGGUCCAAAGUCCUUUGCGAGGAGUGGAGAUUAUGGUGGUAGUCAUUGCAGCUGGCUGUCACUUGUGUGAGGGCAUCCUAAAUAAAUAAUAGUAUAGAAUUAUUCUUAGGGGGCUUGGCAAAGUUAUGGUCCUGAGAUAGGCCUUGUACUUUAUGUAUUGGUGUGGAUUAACACCAGUGUGUCAUGGAAGUCAUUGGCAUGUUGGAACUGUCUGGAGACACCUGGAUUUGAGAUUGUGCCUGAGUGUCUGGAUGGUGGACCUGUAUUAUGUGCUUAGGUAGAGAUGUGCUUUGUUCCUCAGAGUGGACACAGAGACAACCCUUUGCAGAAAAGUUUAUGGGUGAAAGAAGCUGCCUCAUUUUCCACACCAGCCUUUCUUUCACAGUUCACAGAUCAGAAAGAUUACAUUUAGAACCCCUAGCACUGCUGCUGCCUUCUCAGAAACAGUGGUAAAGUUAUUCUUAAAAUUUCAUACAAUUCAAAUUUUUAUUGAAAAUUUGUCCUAUAAUUCUUAAUUUUCUUCAUACUCUAAGUGUUUAAAGAACAUUGCAAUUUUUCUAUAUGUAGGUAAUUAAUGAAGGAGAUCAGGGAAUAUUUUUUUUUUCUGAAAGAAACUUCUAUUUAGGGUAUUUUGAAAUUAAAGUUCUCCCUAACAUGUCCAUAUGCAGAAAAUGUUCUCUCAAAUAUUUCUACAGCUCAGGCACAUAAUCUGUAAUUUUUUUAUUUAUCCUAAGGUAAUUUUUGCUUUUUGAACCAUGUUAAAAUUUGCCUACGUUUUAUAAAAUGCUUCUUUAUUUUUAAAGUAUAAAAAUUGGAUAGCUCAGUAAUCAAGUGUGAGAUCUUAAGCCAAUUACAUUGUUCAUAGUGGAAGUUCAGUAACUGUUCACUGAGUUCCGUCCCAGCAUUAAACAGUUUUCCUGAUGGGUGGUAUAUAUGUCUGGGUCUGACUUAAGCAGACUGAUAGAUUCUAACCUCACCCAAAAGUGGCUCCUUGCUGUGAGUGAAAACCUGGGAGACUCAUGCUUAAAAGCAUAAGUAGCAACUAAUUUCUCCCUAAGUGUUCAUUGUUUCUUUGUACUCAGAAGAGACACUGCUUGGAGCAUGUUUAUUUAUACAACCCAGCCUGUGUUCUGGAAAGCAGCACAUUAUGUGUGAGCUUCCUUGAAUGGUGUUACCAUUCAUUCUUUUGAUAAGUUGAUUCCAAGCAUUUAUUUUAAACUGGUAUUUCCUGAUGAAGCGUAGUUUCAUGGUGUCAUGCCCAUCUGAUCAUGUACACCUAUAAGAAAAUAUUUCAAGGAAGAAAGUUAUUUAUGACUAAAUUUACUAUCAUAUCUUAGAACUGAAGAAUCAUUGGAAAUUACUCAGUUUGAAUUUGAUCUGUAGCUUCAUGGAUUAUACAUCAGGGCUAUUAAUCAUGAAACCUCGUUUCACUGGGAUGAUAAGAUUUCUGUUCUCUUUUAAUACUGUCCUCCCGUUGUUCAUCAAUUUGCUGCAGCGGGCCCAGUAACAUCUUCAUUUUGAGACUUGUUACUGUGUUUGGCAUAUUAAAUAUGUCAUGGGUAGCUUGCCAGGCUUUGCGAUGCGGGAGAGAUACUCUCAGUAGCUUGCCGGGCUCUCUGAGAGAGGCGGAAGAAUCGAACCCGGCUCAGCCAGGCUGGCUGCACGCAAGGCAGACGCCCUACCGCUGUGCUAUCGUUCCAGCCCUCUUUUAAUACUAAUUAAAAGUUUUCUUAACUGUUACAUGAUUGUAUUCAUGCUAAUUACAAUACAUAUGAGCUGUUUUUAAUGUCAUUUAUGAAGGAUUAUGAACAGCAUUCAAUUAGUAUGUAAAGGCUUUAUUAGGGUUAACCUAAAAUACUAGAGGAUAUGAUUUGAUCUAGAAUAUAUCCAUAGUUUUUUAAUUAUGUCAUUGAGUUAUGACAAUUCAAUUUUUAGCCAUGAGUAAAGUUUGUUUCUCCUUAAAUUAAGAAGCUUGAAAAUAUUUGGGAUUAUAUGUGUCAAAGCUAUAAACAAUUUAUCUAUGCAAAACAAAUUUUAAUUGUACAGCAUUUUAAUGAAAAUUUUAAGUAGCAUUUUAAGGGGGCAAGACCUCUGAAUGUUGUUUUUUUUAUAUGUAAGUGCCUAGCUAAGGAACCAGAGAAACAAUAAAUUCAUAUUCUCUUAAAUAAUCUAUAUUGAUUGAAUAUUAACCAUGUUCAAAGCAGUAAUAACAUACUUUUUGGUUGCUAUAAUGAAUGUCCUAAAAAUUAAAAGAUGAAUAGGAAAUCUAUAAAUGUUGAAUUGAUAAGGAAAUUUUUAUUUUAUUUACUUGUAUCUUCUAAGAUAGCCUUUAUACUAGCCAAUAAGACAUUUUUAAAACCAACAAGACUUAGCAUCAUAGACCUUAUAUUGCACUUAAGCCAAAAACAAUUUGUACAUCUGAUUGAAUGCCUCACUCAGUGUAUUAAAUUUCCUUCUAUGUUUAAGAGCUACAUCCCUUUAGAAUGAUUCCAUUUUAAGUGGAUAACUUUCCAUUUCUGAACUCACUGUUUUUCCUGACCAUUCCAGUGGUGUUAUGAUUUUUAUAAUGUGAAUAUUUCUAGAUAGUGAUAACAAUUUUCAUUAAAACAUGGACAUGUUAGUUAUUAGAUUUAAGAUUAGCAUUUUUACAUUUGAUUGUAGAAAAGAUACAGAGUGAUACUCAUGUAAAAGUAUUUUUCAGAUAUUCUUUCCCAGUUUUAUUUCAGAUACUUUCACCAUAUUUAUGACAUAAUUCCACUUAAUUUUCUUUCAUGCCUAAUGUUCAGAACAUAUCAAUAUUAUGAAUAGUUAAUCAUAAUAUAUAAGAAAUUCUGUUCAUUUAUUUACAACAGUUGUAGGAUCACUCUAAUAUAAAAUCCUGUAAGAUUUUUUUUAAUCCUGUUAUUUAUUAAAAAAAAAAAAGCAUAUGUUUUUCUUCAAUACAUUUCAAUUCAGAAUUGCUUAAAAUGAUUCUGGCCUAAAUAAGACAUCCUAAUUUUGUGUUAGUCACUUUAAAUGUAUGUCCAAACAUAAAAUUCAUUGAAACCUAUUCACUUUUCUCAUAAGGUCGAUAUUUCUUAUUAACAUUUCUUUUUCAUUAGGUGGCCAUAAGAGAGAGGCCUUUACGAUGCUAGGAAAUUACCUUUUUUUUCUCUCUCUCAAAAUUUCACUAUACUGACUUACUGUUUACAAAUUACACAUACUGUGAACAGAUAUAAGUUUUUGUCUUUUAUAAGGUUGUUUGUAGAAUGAGUGUUUUUAGGGAAAUGUUAUAUGUUAAAUAGUUUCAGUUUUUUAAAAAAAUAAAUACUAGUAAUUGUUUACUAAUUUUUGUUUGGUCAGGUGUAUGCAAAUACAGCUUAAAGAUAGGGACAGAGCGUAGAUCCAGAACUCUUUCAUUUCUUGAAAUGUUUACCACUAUAGACUAUUUUUUUAACCUGAAUGAUUGAUCAGUUAUGUUCUGUUCUUAAAAUCAUGCUUAGUCAAAGCAUUAUAUACGAAAACAGUUCAAUAGAAAUAUGCGGCAAGUAAACAAUAGAUUGCAGUACAUUUGUGUGAUUCCGUCUGAUUCAUAAAAUUUCAAGUUUAAUAAGAUUGAUCCACUUACUGGAAUGACAACUGAAAUGUUUUCUGCCUUGAGAAAAUUUCAAGAUCACAUUGCUGUUAGAAUGAAAAAUUUGGACAUUUUGUACCAUUGUGAUUUCGGAAUUCGUUUUCCAGAUCUUUUGGAAAACAUGGUUAUAGCAAGAACAUAGACUAUAAAUAACCUAUUACUAAAACACCUUAAAUGUAAAACUUGUAUGCUUGGCUGUUAACUCUAAAGAUGUCACUUAAUGUCUGUUUUUUUUUAAACAUGCAUGUAUUUAACAAUUUUAUCAUAGUAUUGUCAUGGAACAAAUAAAUAUAUUUUCUUACAACUUACAUGGA